This is a messenger RNA of Acanthosepion pharaonis, 2628 nucleotides long. Lineage: Eukaryota; Metazoa; Mollusca; Cephalopoda; Sepiida; Sepiidae. The record is from the annotation of a GenBank genome assembly.
AUGACCCUUCUUCUUCGUAUUUUUCUGCUUCUUCUUUUUAAUCCUUUCCUCUGUUUUACUCCUUUGUUCUUCUUCAUUUUCUUUCUUUCCCACUGCAUUUGCACCCCCCUAUUCUACUUUAUGUUCCUCCUCCUUCUCUUUCUUCUUCUUAUCAUUCCCUACUCAUCCUCCUCUCCUUCUUUUAAUUACUUCUCCUCCUGCUCUACCUUGUUCUCUUCUUUCUCUUGCUUCGCUUUUUCUUUCCCAGACUUCUUUUGUCCUCCUCUUCUUCUUCUCUCAGAAUUUCACCUUCUCUUCCUCUACCUCCUCUUCCUGCACCUCCUCUUUCUCUUAAAAUACUCCUCUUCCUUCUCCUAUUCUUCGUCUUCUACUUCUUUUGCUUCUUCUUCUUUGUCUUCGUGCUUACUUAAAUGUUUCAUUCUCCUCCCAGAUUUUUCUUCUUCUUCUUCUUCUUCUUCUUCUUCUUCUUCUUCUUCAUUUUUCCACGUUUAUUUUGCUUCUUUUUCGUCUUCUUCGUGCUUGUUUAACUCUUUCAUCCUCUCCUCUCCUCCCAGAUUCUUCCUCAUCUUUUUUUCCUCUUUUUCUUCUUCUUUAUCUUUUACGUCCUGUUUCUCGUGCUUUUUUGUUGCUUUUCUUUGUCUUCUUCGUCUCUUUCGUGCUUGUUUAACUCUUUCAUCUUCCCCUCUCCUCUCAGAAUUCUUCUUCACUUUCUUUUUCUUCAUCUUUUUUCUUUUUUUCCCACGCUUUUUUUUAUUCUUUUUCGUCUUCAGUCUUCCUUUUCCUCUUUAUUUUAUUUUUUCUCCUUUUUUUUCUACUCUUUUUUCGUCUCCUUUGUGUUUGAUUUAUCCUCCCUUAUCCCCUCAGAAUUCUUCUUCUUCUUCUUCUUCUUCUUCUUUGCUCUUUCCUUUUUCUUGCUUCUCUUCUUUUUCUUUUUCAUCUCUUUUCUUCGUUUGUCCGCCUCGUCUUCUUGUUUCUCCUUUUCUCCUCCCUUUCCUGAAUAUGUUCGUCUUCCUUCUUUUUCUUCCCGUUUUACUCCUUUGUUCUUCUUCAUUUUCUUUCUUCCCCACUGCAUUUUCAUCCCCCCUCUAUUCUACUUUAUGUUCCUCUUCCUCCUCCUCUUUCUUCUUCUUAUCAUUCCCUACUCACCCUCCUAUCCCUCUCUCCUUCUUUUACUUACUUCUCCUCCUGCUGUACCUUUUCUUCUUUUACUUGCUUCGCCUUUUCUUUCUCAGACUUCUUUUGUCCUCCUCAUCUUCUUCUCUCACAGUUUCACCUCCUCUUCCUCCACCUCCUCUUCCUCCGCCUCCUUCCCUUUCCGUUUUACUAUCUCUCCUCCUCCUCUCCUUUCUUAAUCUUUAUUUUCUUGCACCCCCACUGCAUUCUAUUCUUUUUCUCUCUAUUAUAUCUUCUCUUUCCAUCGUCUUCUGCUCCCCCUACUCCUAUGAUUAUUCUAAUUCUUGCUUCUUCUUCUCUCCUCCUCCUCCAAAUGUCUCCCUCUUCUUCUUCAGUGUUCUUUUACUUACCCCCCCUGCUCUUCCAUGUCCUCUUCCUUUUCUUGCUUCUCUUCUUUUUCGUCUUCAGCCUUUUCUUCUUUUUUUCUGGCUCAUCAUCUUCGCUUCACCUUCUCUUCCACGACCUCCCCCCUCUUUCUGUUUUACCAUCUCCUCCUCCUCUCCUUUGUUACCAUUCAUAUCCUCCUACUCCUAUGAUUAUUCUAAUUCAUGCUUCCCCUACCCUUCAGAGAAUGUUCCAGGCAGAAAUUGUAUCUAUCUAUCUAUCUAUCUAUCUAUCUAUCUAUCUAUCACGUUCACAUCUAUCUAUCUAUCUAUCUAUCUAUCUAUCUAUCUAUCUAUCUAUCUAUCACGUUCACAUUUCUCUCUCUCUAUCUAUCUAUCUAUCUAUCUAUCUAUAUCGUUUCUAUCAUCUAUCUAUCUAUCUAUCUAUAUCUAUCUAUAUCGUUCACAUCUCUAUCUAUCUAUCUAUCUAUCACGUUCGCAUUUCUAUCUAUCUAUCUAUCUAUCUAUCUAUCUAUCUAUCUAUCUAUCACGUUCACAUUUCUCUCUCUCUCUCUCUCUCUCUAUCUAUCUAUCUAUCACGUCCAUAUUUCUAUCUAUCUAUCUAUCUAUCUAUCUAUCUAUCUAUCUAUCUAUCAUCUAUCACAUAUCUAUCUAUCUAUCUAUCUAUCUAUCACGUUCAUUCCAUCUAUCUAUCUAUCUAUCUAUCUAUCGUUCAUCUAUCUAUCACGUUCUCUCUCUCUCUCUCACUAUCACUCCAUUUCUAUCUAUCUAUCUAUCUAUCUAUCUAUCUAUCUAUCUAUAUAUCAUAUCUAUCUAUCUAUCACGUUCGCAUUCCUAUCUAUCUAUCUAUCUAUCUAUCUAUCUAUCUAUCUAUCUAUCUAUCUAUCACGUUCAUCUAUUUCUAUCUAUCUAUCUAUAUAUCUAUCUCUCUCUCUAUCUAUCACGUCCAUAUUUCUAUCUAUCUAUCUAUCUAUCUAUCUAUCUAUCUAUCACGUUCACAUUUCUCUCUAUCUUUCUCUCUCUCUAUCUAUCUAUCUAUCUAUCUAUCUAUCUAUCUAUCUAUCUAUGUCGUCUUUCCCAAGUGAAAUGCCAAGGAAGUAGAAUAUCUUGA